UGUGCUGUUGGACAUUGUUGUGAGACUGGGACAGGGACAGGAUGGCUUCCUCAUCCUGCGACAAACCUUCAGGCCUUAAAAAGAAGAGUGAGAAGAAAAUUGCAUCCAAGGAGGAAUAUAGAUUUCUGUCUAAUAUAAUGGGAAUCAUGAAUAACUUGAGGAAACAGGGGAUCUUGUGCGAUGUUAUACUUGUGGUCCAGGGGAAACACAUCCUCGCACACAGAGUGGUCCUGGCUGCCGCGAGCCACUUCUUCAACCUCAUGUUUACUACCAAUAUGAUGGAGGCCACAAACCAUGAAGUGGAGCUCGGAGGCGCAGAGCCGGAGAUCAUCGAGCUGCUGGUGGAGUUUGUCUACACAGCCCGCAUCUCAGUCAACAGCAACAAUGUCCAGUCUCUGCUCAAUGCUGCUAACCAGUACCAGGUAGAGCCAGUAAAGAAAAUGUGUGUGGAUUUUCUGAAAGAGCAAGUGGAUGCGACAAACUGCCUCGGUAUCAGUGCAUUGGCUGAGUGCCUUCACUGUCCCGAGCUGAAGACUGCAGCAGACGAGUUCAUCUAUCAGCACUUUACAGACGUGUACAAACUGGAUGAGUUCCUGCAGCUGGAUGUGAAGCAGGUCACACAUCUGCUCCACCAGGACACACUGACGGUCAGAGCUGAAGACCAGAUCUAUGAUGCUGCCGUGCGGUGGUUGAAGUAUGACGUGUUGAAUCGGCAGAAGUACAUCGUGGAUGUACUGAGCAAAGUGCGCUUCCCACUCGUGUCCAAAAACUUCCUGAGUAAGACCGUGCAAGCUGAGCCUCUCAUCCAGGACAAUCCUGGGUGCCUCAAAAUGGUUAUCGGCGGAAUGCGUUACCAUCUCCUGUCUCCUGAGGACAGGGAGGAACUGGGCGAAAGCAGUCGUCCACGCCGCAAGAAACAUGACUUCCGCAUCGCACUGUUCGGUGGAUCACAGCCACAGUCCUGCCGCUACUUCAACCCCAAGGACUACAGCUGGACCGAUAUCCGCUGCCCCUUUGAGAAACGGCGCGAUGCGGCAGCUGUUUUCUGGGACAACGUGGUGUACAUCCUCGGAGGAUCACAGCUUUUCCCCAUUAAAAGAAUGGACUGUUACAAUGUGGUGAAGGACAGCUGGUAUUCCAAACUGGGGCCUCCUAACCCCAGAGACAGUUUGGCAGCCUGUGCAUCCAAGGGCAAGAUCUACACCUCAGGUGGCUCAGAAGUGGGGAGCUCUGCACUGAACCUGUUUGAGUGCUACGACACUCGGACAGAGACUUGGCAGAACAAACCCAGCAUGCUCCAGCCUCGCUGCAGCCACGGCUCGGUGGAGGCUAAUAACCUGAUCUACGUGUGUGGAGGCAGUCUGGGGAAUAACGUAUCCGGCAGAGUCCUCAACAACUGCGAAGUGUAUGACCCCAACACAGAGGAAUGGAGAGUGCUGUGUGGCAUGAGGGAGGCCAGGAAGAAUCACGGCCUGGUGGUGGUCAACUCGAGGAUCUACGCUGUGGGUGGACAGAACGGCCUCGGUGGUCUGGACUCAGUGGAGUAUUACGAAAUUGGCAGUAAUGAGUGGAAAAUGGCGUCGCCGAUGCCGUGGAGAGGCGUGACGGUGAAGUGUGCAGCUGUGGGAUCGGUCAUCUACGUGCUGGCCGGAUUCCAGGGAGUGGGCCGUUUGGGUCAUAUCAUGGAGUACCACACAGAGACGGACAAAUGGGUGACGUCGAGCAAAGAGCGUGCUUUCCCUGUCACCAGCUGCCUCAUCUGUGUGGUAGACACCUGCGGAGCCAAUGAGGAAGAAAUGAGCUCUUUUCAUGAACCUUCACCGUCUACGUCGUCUGCCUCAUCAUCUUCCGCAUCCUCAGCUCCUACAGCACAUGGACAAUGCUGACUUUGA
Messenger RNA from Neoarius graeffei (lesser salmon catfish), 1892 nucleotides. It is a transcript of the gene klhl7, whose product is annotated as kelch-like family member 7. Gene Ontology annotation, biological process: protein ubiquitination. Gene Ontology annotation, molecular function: protein binding. The record is from RefSeq and is a predicted model, not a curated record. The coding region runs from base 42 to 1886 and encodes 614 amino acids. Gene Ontology annotation, cellular component: Cul3-RING ubiquitin ligase complex. The transcript has 11 exons. NCBI's taxonomy places the organism in Eukaryota, Metazoa, Chordata, Actinopteri, Siluriformes, Ariidae.